UGUUUUGUUUGUGAAUCAGAGAAAGUCUGAAGUUCAUGUGAGAGGGAUUUAUCCACAUUUUCAAAACAUCCACUGAAAAAUGGGAUUUUUGUUUGGAUUAUACACUCUGGGGAGCAUAACAUCCAUUAUCCUGCUUAUUCUGCUGAUGUACAUGUUACAUUCUCCAAUUAAAAGCUACAUACAUCAAUGGAGGGAGAUGAAGCCAAUUCCUGGAAUGGAAGGCGCCUUUCCGUUCAUUGGUAAUGCUUUGCAGUUCAAAGCCAAUGCAGGAGAUUUUUUCAACCAGAUUAUUGAGGGGACUAAUGAAAACAGACUCAGGCCUCUUGUGAAGGUCUGGGUGGGACCCAUCCCCUUCUUGGUUUUAUUUCAUGCAGAGACAAUUGAGGCCGUCAUCAGCAAUUCCAAGCAUUUAGAUAAAUCUUAUCCUUAUAGAUUCCUUCACCCUUGGCUUGGCACGGGUUUACUCACCAGCACAGGAGACAAGUGGCGCAGUCGACGCAAAAUGCUGACCCCAACAUUUCACUUCUCUAUCCUCACUGACUUCCUUGAGGUUAUGAAUGAACAGAGUGAAAUUUUGAUCCACAAGAUGCUGAAACAUGUAGGCGAACAACCAUUUAAUUGUUUUAGCUACAUUACACUCUGUGCCUUGGACAUUAUAUGCGAAACAGCAAUGGGCAGAAAGAUCUAUGCACAGAGUAAUGCUGACUCAGAAUAUGUCCAGACAGUGUAUAAGAUGAGUGACAUUAUCACUCGGAGACAGAGAGCACCAUGGUGGUGGGCUGACUGGAUUUAUAACAUGUUUGGAGAGGGUAAAGAGCAUGCAAAAAGACUCAGGCUUUUACACUCCUUCACUGCAGGUGUGAUCAAAGAGAGAGCAGAGCAUGUGAGUGAACGAUCUGACAGUGAAUCCGACCAUGGCCCGAGAAAGAGAAGGGCAUUCUUGGACAUGCUGUUAAAAACCAGAGAUGAUGCUGGUGCUGUGCUGAGCCAUGAUGACAUUCAGGAGGAAGUGGACACCUUCAUGUUUGAGGGGCAUGACACCACUGCAGCUUCCAUGAACUGGGCCUUACAUCUGAUAGGCUCUCAUCCAGAUGUCCAAAAAAAAAUACAGGCAGAGCUUCAGGAGGUGUUUGGUUCUUCACAGCGCCACGUGGGAGUGGAGGACCUAAAAAGGCUGCGGUACCUGGAGUGUGUCAUCAAGGAGAGUUUGCGAAUCUUCCCUUCAGUGCCGCUCUUUGCACGCAGCAUCUGCGAGGACUGUUACAUAAAUGGUUUCAAAGUUCCAGAAGGUGUAAAUGCUGUGAUCAUCCCAUACGCUCUCCAUCGUGAUCCUCGUUUCUUUCCGGAGCCUGAGGAGUUCAGACCAGAGCGUUUCCUUCCAGAGAACAGCACAGGAAGACACCCAUAUGCAUACAUUCCAUUCUCUGCCGGUGCUCGAAACUGCAUUGGCCAGCGCUUUGCUAUGAUGGAAGAGAAGGUGGUUCUUGCCACUGUGUUGCGUCACUUUGAUGUGAAGGCGUGUCAGAGUCGGGAAGAGCUGAGACCCCUGGGGGAGCUAAUACUCCGUCCAGAGAAGGGCAUCUGGAUCCAACUAGACAAGAGGUCUAACUUAAACUGAGCCACAUCUUGUACAAAAUAUAUGCAGUUAUUCGGGUAUAGAGUAUACAGAGCUUUUGCCUGCCAUUUGUCUGCAUAAUCAAAUGUAUGGUACAGUAUGUGAAUUCUCUGGUACUUCUGUAGAAUUUAAGUUACUUCUCUGUAUCCCGAAGAAAUUUACAGUUUAGCAUGCUUUCAGUAUCCUACAGUGCUCUCUUCUAUAGCAGACUGUAUGUACAUAUUGACAGAACUUUCUAAAAAAUAAAAACAAACUUUUAGUAUUAUUAUUAAUUGUUAGAGCCAUCUGAUCCAUUCAAAACCAAAUGUUACUAUUAAACAUUGUAAGCGUUUGUUCAAUAUUAUUGUUAUUUUCUAAAUAACAAUAUAUUUUAGGGACAUCUUUUAUACUGUAAUAAACAUUCAAUGGCCAUUUGA
Tachysurus fulvidraco (yellow catfish) is the source of this 2031-nucleotide messenger RNA. RefSeq names its product cytochrome P450 4V2. Gene Ontology annotation, molecular function: monooxygenase activity; oxidoreductase activity, acting on paired donors, with incorporation or reduction of molecular oxygen; heme binding. Lineage: Eukaryota; Metazoa; Chordata; Actinopteri; Siluriformes; Bagridae. The record is from RefSeq and is a predicted model, not a curated record. The transcript is spliced from 11 exons. Bases 80 to 1618 code for a protein of 512 amino acids.